Molecule: messenger RNA, 279 nt
Organism: Aspergillus luchuensis
Lineage: Eukaryota; Fungi; Ascomycota; Eurotiomycetes; Eurotiales; Aspergillaceae
Exons: 3
Coding region: 1-279 (92 amino acids)
Source: RefSeq, a predicted model, not a curated record
AUGAGUACUUUGGGAAGCUCAGGAAGUGAAGAUCUCUGCUCCUGUCUGCUAUGGACACUUGCCAACCUGCGCGACCACCUGCAUCUAGAGUAUGGUGCCCAGCACGACCGUGUUGCUACCGCCGCCCUCGUGAAACCGUUUGAUGACUAUAUUCGUCGUCUUGUGCGCCUGAUCGAUGAAGUGCUCGAUGAAUAUGAUGCUGAUGCCUUCCACACCCGGCAGAACCCCUUGAUAAUCACCGAGACCAACCUCUCGUCUGGUCGUCAUCCGGUCGCCUAG